This is a messenger RNA of Eremothecium sinecaudum, 276 nucleotides long. RefSeq names its product ubiquitin-binding ESCRT-I subunit protein MVB12 (gene MVB12). The record is from RefSeq and is a predicted model, not a curated record. Gene Ontology annotation, molecular function: ubiquitin binding. The transcript has a single exon. Gene Ontology annotation, biological process: endosome transport via multivesicular body sorting pathway. Gene Ontology annotation, cellular component: ESCRT I complex. NCBI's taxonomy places the organism in Eukaryota, Fungi, Ascomycota, Saccharomycetes, Saccharomycetales, Saccharomycetaceae. Bases 1 to 276 code for a protein of 91 amino acids.
AUGACACUUCGAAAGGUUCCCCUUAUCAAUUCGAUGAGUGGCGAAAUGCCUAAGGGGCGUCCUAAGUUGCAGCUUUAUCCGCUGCAUUUGCCAGAACAGUUCAAAACUCCUCAGCACUUUCCAGCUUGGAUGAAUGAGUGUGAUCAGUUGAUUGAUUCAAUCGAUCGAACGAAGGAACAAGCAAAAGAAUGGGACCAGUGGUAUCGCGAAACGUAUCUGAACAAGCAACCUCCUGGGAUCUUGGACAUGGAAUUACUGCUUCCCAAGAAAAGGUGA